AUGGAGCGCAGCAAUCAGGAACUCGAGUCCUUCCGGCAACAAUGGCUGGAAGAGGUUUCCGCCCGGGCGAGACGGCCUUCGCAACCGCCCAAACCAUCCGCUCCCAAUCGGUCAUCGGCUGAGCCGAGCCGCAAACGACCUCCACGGCACCAGGCCGCUGACCGUGAAGAAGAGCCCGAAUACCGAGAAGGUAGCAGCCCUUCUGGGCCGUCUGACUAUGAGGCAUUGACCGCGCAGACCCAGUCGCUCGCAAUUGCUCCGGCAGACGAUGAUGCCUUCGUUCUUGGAGCGCAGAAGGCUCCAAGCUCCGCACUGGAACACUUUGAAGAAGCGGCGGCGAAGGAGGCCCAGGGAAAGCUUGGUGAUAGCUUGAAUCUCUAUCGGAAAGCAUAUAAGCUCGAUUCGAGAGUAGAUCAAGCGUACCGAAAGAAGCACUUCCCGCCAGCAGCACAGGCACCGGGAAUUAACCCGUCAAAUGCCCCCGUUACCGUGCCAAAUACUGCCCAUCACUCACCUGGAGGACCAAUUCUUUCCACGCCCGAGCUCUUAGCUUCCUUCGCGCACUUUCCAGUCCCUGUUGCCGACCCCAUAAUCGAAGGCGCUCCGCCUCCUCCCUGCCCCAUCUCUACCACCCCAUCAGAGAUCCUUGGAGAGAUUCUCAAGCAAUUGGCAUUGCUGGACCCAGCUUCAUUCGCCCGUCUGGCUCUGGUUUGUAAGCGAUUUGCCUUCCUCGUUGCGCACGAACAGCCUGUCUGGCGCAGGCUCUGCCAGGGAUCAGAAUUCGGAUUUGGUUCAAUGCACUACAGUUUUGCAUGCGAUGUUGAAGGGCGGCGUGAAUACACGUUCCAGCCACGUUAUAACCCCUUUCCGUUAGGAUCUACCGCGCUGCAGAUCCCCAAGCCCUUGUCCACUUGGGCACAGGUAUUUCAGACGUUUCCCCGUAUUCGGUUUACGGGGAUUUAUAUCAGUACGGUCAACUACACUCGGCCUGGAGCAUACUCGUCCUUUCAUAAUACAUCAUGGGAUGCUCCCAUACAUAUUGUCACUUAUUACCGAUAUCUCCGCUUCUACCCAGACGGAUCCCUUAUCUCGCUACUCACAACCACCGAACCCGCCGAUGUGGUCCGGCAUAUCAGCAAAGAAAACCUCGAAACCCUCAAAGCACCUCCCUCUUCCUAUCGCCAUCAUCAGCAUCAGCACUCAGGCGCCGGUCCGACCGCUGCACCUUCGGCUAACCCAAUUCCCACCGUUGCGGCUUCAGCACUCAAGGGAGCCUUGAAAGGUCGAUGGCACCUCUCCCAUCCAAGCCCAGUAAAACCGGCAGAUGCUCCCGAUUCUACUGAACCUCCGACGCCGCCAGCCAGUAGACACAAAAACAAUACCAACUCGGACUCCAAACAUGACCCCCGUGACUUGUUCAUAGAGACUGAAGGCAUAGAUCCCAAAUACACCUUCACUAUGCAUCUCUCCCUCCGAUCCACCACAACAUCAUACCGUGGUUCUACAACGAAUACCUCCAAGAAUACAAAGUUGAUUUGGAAGGGAUUCUGGAGCUAUAAUCGACUAACCGAUGAUUGGGGAGAGUUUACGUUGCGCAACGAUAAAGCUUUUGUUUUCAGACGCGUUAGAGGAUGGGGCUUGAAUUAA
Messenger RNA from Uncinocarpus reesii 1704, 1647 nucleotides. RefSeq lists its product as uncharacterized. NCBI's taxonomy places the organism in Eukaryota, Fungi, Ascomycota, Eurotiomycetes, Onygenales, Onygenaceae. The coding region runs from base 1 to 1647 and encodes 548 amino acids. Gene Ontology annotation, molecular function: protein binding. Gene Ontology annotation, cellular component: SCF ubiquitin ligase complex. The record is from RefSeq and is a predicted model, not a curated record. The transcript has 2 exons. Gene Ontology annotation, biological process: SCF-dependent proteasomal ubiquitin-dependent protein catabolic process.